This is a messenger RNA of Hypoxylon trugodes, 1816 nucleotides long. RefSeq names its product phosphatidylserine decarboxylase-domain-containing protein. The coding region runs from base 456 to 1712 and encodes 418 amino acids. Gene Ontology annotation, molecular function: phosphatidylserine decarboxylase activity. The record is from RefSeq and is a predicted model, not a curated record. Lineage: Eukaryota; Fungi; Ascomycota; Sordariomycetes; Xylariales; Hypoxylaceae. The transcript has 3 exons. Gene Ontology annotation, biological process: phospholipid biosynthetic process.
ACCCAACAUUAUAUGCGCCCGACGAAAAUGAUACGUUAAGUCUACACCGGUCAUUAAUAUUAUGGUCGCAAUUAUGAACUAGCGCUACAAACAAACAAGAGAUCAACAUUCAGCUGGCCAUUCGACGUGUUAGCCCAUGAAUAUAAUUCGUUCGAUUUCCCAUUGCCCCUAUAAUUUUGAUUGUUCAUACAUAUGCGCGAAUAUCUUAAUGCGUAUUGAGAAGCACAUGCCUCUUCAGUCGACAAUUUUGAAUGACAAGAGCGAGGGGGUGGCCGAAGGCCGACAGGGGUCUCAAGAUUUAGGUUCGACUGUCGCGCCUCGGGUUCUUUGGGGGUUAUCAGAUCCGUCUAUAAGUCGCCGCGAACUUCCUCACGUUUCCUACCUCUUUGGAUCUUGAAUAUCAUUCUUUUCCCAAUACAAUUAUCUACUCCAUUAGCUUAAGCCGGUGCUCAAACAUGGCUCGCUUGCCGACCGCUCCCCUUUUUGGCUCAACCCCUGGUUCUGUUCCAUAUGUUGGCGAACUGAAUAGCCAAUUUAACCCUAUCAUUAUCAUGCUCGUCGGAUAUCUUGAGAAAUCCCACGGCCCGCAUGCCCUUGAAAAUGCUGUCCAGAAAGCAUACGAGAAGUCGCCCACAUUCAUGAACACGUUUGACAUUACUGGAGCCAAUUCAUUCCUGAAGUUCGCGGACGACCUCCUCAGAUGGAUCCCCCACGAGAACAGCGAAGGAAAGGAUGUUUAUAACAUCCUCUGCAUGUUCUACUUCGUCUUCAAUCAGUCCCCGCUUAAGGAUAUGCAGACUCCUAUCACGCCCGACGUGGUUGGGCAGCCGUUGACUUGGCUCUCAUCCUGGCUAGUUGUCUAUGCUCAGCUCGUUGGCCAAUGGAUGGACACUCAAGACUCCUUGACAGCGAAGUCCUUGGAAACCUUCCGAGAAUCGCCUGCAUACAAUAUAGCUGAAGCACUUGAGCCUGUUGGUGGUUGGAAGACCUUCAACGAAUUAUUCGCUCGGUUCCUCCAGAAAGGGAAAAGACCCAUCAAAAGCCCGGAUGAUGAUAGUGUCAUCGUCUAUCCUGCCGACUGUAGAUACGAUACGACCCUUGAUGAUCAUUCAGUCAAUAUCUCUUCUGGGGGAACUGUCCUCAUAAAGGGCCUUCCUUGGACCAUUAGCUCCCUACUCCAGGGAAGUGAAUAUGGAGAUCAGUUCGAUGGUGGUGUGUGGAUGCACGCCUUCCUAAAUUCGUAUAACUAUCACCGUCAACAUGCUCCAGUUAGAGGUACAGUGCUUGAGGCAAAAGUUGUGCAGGGUACCUGCUACCUUGAGGUCAACGAUGACGGAAAAGCCAAGCGUACCAUACUGAAUCGCGGUCUUAAGGAUCCUAAGGCCCCAGACACACCCGGCUAUCAAUUCCUGCAGACUCGGGGCAUAAUAAUUAUCGAUAACCCUGUGUUGGGUAAAGUCGCAGUGCUACCCAUUGGUAUGGCCCUCGUGUCAGGGGUGAAGUUAUCGGUUCGAAAGGGCGACGAAUUGAAAAAAGGCGAUGAGAUCUCGAACUUCUUAUUUGGGGGGUCCGAUAUCAUUUGUGUCUUCCAGAGUAAAGCAGGUCUAAGCCCUAACAGCUUUGUGCCUUCUCCUGACCCUCCUGAUGAUAAACCCUGGGAGAAUUACUCCAAGUACGGAACCAAGUUGGCUACUGCAACACCUGUUAGUUAGACAAGUUGCUGUGUUUAUUUGGAAGGGGACUCGCAAGUUUAUAUGGUACCCAGGUAGCCGCGGUAUAUUUGUAGUCUGACGAUUGGUCACUCGUUUAAGUUGAA